AUGCGUGUCCCCGAUGUUCACCAAACUCCGAGAGAGAUUGAGCUUAUGGGAGAUGUCGCGAGGGAAAUGUACCCAGAUUUUCGAUUGGUGGCACGUGAUGCACCUCUUCCGAUCGUGGGAUUCGAUUAUUGCGCGUCACUAGACGAGAUACCACCCGAGGAGGACAUCCUCAGUGCGGAAGUGCCUUUGGCACAGCGAGGAGCGAUCCUUGAUGAGAUUAUGAACGACGAGCAGGACACAACCACCGACACGGAGAGUGCUGGAUUUAGGUCCAUUCUAGAGGGUGAAAUCGACGGUGGCGAUGGAGCAGAAGAGCCAGCGGGCGAAUCUGAUUCCGAUGAGAGUACUGACUCCGAUGAAGAGCCUUGUGGAGGACGAACUUUCGAUCCUCUACCAGUGGCAACUAAGCGCCGUAAGUUCCUGAGAUGGCGAACCAAGGCUCAGAGUGCAAGUUACUUCCGCAUAGAUCAUGAGGUCGGUGGUGCGAUGGAACGUGCAUUCACUUCUCUCCGUUUGGAGUACCCCAGGGCAACUGCCGCCGAACUGUUGAAACUCUAUACUCGUGAUUAUCUCAUGAAAGAACGUGCGAAUCAUGAGAUCGAUGGCAGAAGACCGAUAUCUUAUCAUCCGACGUCCAUCUUAUACGUAGAGCAGUGGCUUUCAGGAUACCGUAAGCGUAGCUCUUUCGCAGGAUCGGCUGGAAGCUUCAAUCUCAAGAGUAUGGAAGCUUUCGGGAAUCUCGAGAGAUCACUCGCAGCUCAGUCUUCGAAUAAAUCCCCGACUGAGGCGGUGGUCGUGGUUCACGAGCACGCGACUUUGGACAGCGGACCUGCAGAGAUAACAGCCAAUGAUCUACAGGAUGAGUUAGAGACUCGGCCGCGUAAGCGAAUGAGAAUCAGCCCGGCCGAAGGCCCUGUGCAGCAAGCAAUACAGACUCGAGCGCAAGAUCAAGUGCCCCGGCAGUCUCCAAGGGAAUUCAAGGGUCGGAAAUGUAGGUUUUGCGGGAAAAUACUCCGAAAAGGCUUCAACGAGCAUAUCUACGAUGGGAGCACUCACGGAUUAUGUCCCUACCGUGAUGCGGCUGCAGAAAACAAAAAGGAUGAGGAGAAGAAAUUGGAGGACGAGCGCGUUGAAGCUGCCAUACAGCAGGCUUUGAUGGCCGAUACCUUGAUGGGCGCAGACAAAACUGGUCGUAAAUGUUCGAAGUGCCGAAGACCGUAUAAAUCAUGGUUAGUUCGCAAAGGGCGCUCGUUGCAUCACCAGCAGUUUCGAGCUCCAGUGGGCAACGAUAAAUAUACACAAGUUAUUUGGUGCCCACUCUUGGAUGGUGAAGAGGAACUAGAAACUCUCCAGAACGAGCAGAUCCAGAGGAAGCGCGAGCGCUGGCGGGAGGCAAACGAGAGGAAGAAGAACAAAUGA
Messenger RNA from Perkinsus marinus ATCC 50983, 1419 nucleotides. RefSeq lists its product as hypothetical. The record is from RefSeq and is a predicted model, not a curated record. The transcript has a single exon. Bases 1 to 1419 code for a protein of 472 amino acids. NCBI's taxonomy places the organism in Eukaryota, Perkinsozoa, Perkinsida, Perkinsidae.